GUCUUUUUUAUAUAAUAUCGUCAUUAACUACUUACUUGAGUGGCCUAAGAUUUUAAGGUUAAUAUAUAACCAACCAACCGAACGAAGACUAAACUAACCAAUCCAACUUAACUAAACUAUCGGACUUUCCCCUCACCUAGUUAUUUUUCCCCAAUUCCCGACUUUCUUUUCCCAAGGAUCCUUUUUCUUCUUCCUCAACACAUCUACUUCGACACUUUGACCUCGACUGCUCACUCGCUUGAAUUGGAUUCUUCUGGAGUAAAUUGCGCUCUGAUGCAGUCGACAUAGCAAUGGCCGACCCCGAAAUCGAGCUCCCUAGGACGGCAUCCCAACUACGCCUUUCGCACGGGAAUAAGAGGAUGUCGGGAAUAACGCACCCGUUAUAUCCAGACGCCGGGAAUACAGACACAGCAGACAUCUCGCAGCAGCAGACCAACAACAACAGCAAUGCCCUCGAUUCCGAACUCGAGCUCGAAGGCGACGACAGCACCGACAAGGACGAGAGUCGAGACGCCGGCGCUCCUGAAAAAGGAGUCGUGGAGGAGGAAGCAGAAGUCGUGUAUCGCUACUUGACGUUCGAAACCGAGCUGCCGAGUCCAACUACCAUCUAUCCCGCUUCCGAUGAUGACCAGGAGGCGGCUUGCCCCCCGCCGCCUCCUGAUCUGGCGAAGUACACCUCGCCGUUCGACUGGUCCGACACGAGGAAGAAUGUCAUCAUCUGGAUCUCGUGUGUGAUUACGGCCCUGACGGCGUAUACGGCUGGAUCGUAUAGUCCCGGCGUGGAGCAGAUGACGGAGGAGUGGGGUGUCAGUUCUGUUGCUGCGUUGGUUGGGAUCACGAUGUUUACUACAGGUAUGAUUGGUCCUGAUUACACCACGAUCUCGGAUUGGGUUUUUUUUUUUGGAUUGAAAGGAAAGAAAAUAUUGACUGGAGAUAGGUUUCGCUGUCGCGCCGAUGGUGCUCGCGCCGUUUUCUGAGAUCCAGGGUCGUAGGCCGGUGUUCAUUGCGUCUGGGAUCAUGUUCGCAAUCUGCCAACUUGGGACGGCCGUUACUCGAUCGUAUGCUGGCAUGCUUGUCGUUCGGUUCCUUGCUGGUGUUGGCGGUUCGACGUUCUCGAUUGUUCCAGUUGGUGGAGUGGUGUCGGAUAUCUAUCACACUGAAGACCGCAACACGCCCAUGUGCCUAUUCUCUGGCGCUGCACUGUUCGGUACUGGGUUGGGACCGCUCAUCAGCGGGUUCAUUGCAGAGAGC
This is a messenger RNA of Aaosphaeria arxii CBS 175.79, 1251 nucleotides long. RefSeq lists its product as uncharacterized. Lineage: Eukaryota; Fungi; Ascomycota; Dothideomycetes; Pleosporales. The transcript has 2 exons. The coding region runs from base 291 to 977 and encodes 228 amino acids. Gene Ontology annotation, biological process: transmembrane transport. Gene Ontology annotation, molecular function: transmembrane transporter activity. The record is from RefSeq and is a predicted model, not a curated record.